This is a messenger RNA of Puccinia graminis f. sp. tritici CRL 75-36-700-3, 795 nucleotides long. RefSeq lists its product as uncharacterized. NCBI's taxonomy places the organism in Eukaryota, Fungi, Basidiomycota, Pucciniomycetes, Pucciniales, Pucciniaceae. The record is from RefSeq and is a predicted model, not a curated record. Bases 1 to 795 code for a protein of 264 amino acids. The transcript has 4 exons.
AUGCGGCAAAUUGCCGCCUGUUUCCUUACUUACUCGCGCGCAAGCCCAAUAUUGGUUUUUGAUGGGAUAUACGUCAAAGACCCCCGGCUCGCCGGCCAGGAGGAUUCCCUCCUGGUCGACGAGGUUGUACAGGUCGACGAGGUUGUACAACCUCGCCAGCCAGGAGGGAAUCUGGUCGACGAGGUUGUAAAACCUCGCCGGCCAGGAAAUAAUCUGGUCGACGAGGUUGUAAAACCUCGCCGGCCAGGAAAUAAUCUGGUCGACGAGGUUGUAAAACCUCGCCGGCCAGGAAAUAAUCUGGUCGACGAGGUUGUACAACCUCGCCGGCCAGGAGGGAAUCUGGUCGACGAGGUUUUAAAACCUCGCCGGCCAGGAAAUAAUCUGGGUCAACAAGGUUGUACAACCUCGUCAACCAGAUUCCCUCCUGGUCAUGGCCGGCGAGGUCCGCUGGCGUGUUCCUGCACACACCAGCCAACAGGGUGGAUCUCUGGCGUGUUCAGGGACACGCCAGGAUCCGCAAGGCGUGCCCGGCCCAAGAUGACCCAAUUAAAUGUUGGGUCUACUCGGGCUGCCCUUUGGGCGCCCAGCUUAGCUUAUCCCAAGGUCCGAACCAACCCCGGUUCCUACUCCAUCUGCAAGCCAGUUGCUCAAGCCCACCUAGCGAUCUCCUCUCCGAUGUUUCACACGGUCCAUGGAUUCACGGCUGAACAAAUUGAAUCCGAACGACACUUCCAGGCCAUGCUGGCGAACCCGGAAUUCAAGACACUUAACAUUAAUGCAGAAUACCGGUUAUGA